AUGCUCCCUAACGUCGCUAAAUCUACAACAGCAAAUUCUGCAACUGCAACAAAUCUUUGUCUUGACAGGGGAGCAGUGGUCUACCAAAUCUUUGUGCACGGAAUCAAACAUGACGCACCGUUAGUUUUGAUGCUAAAGCAAGACGAUCUUGGUCAAACCUUAUGGAACAUGGUUAUGAAAAAAUGUCCUUAUAAGAUUUCAUCUUCCCUAAUUCUUCUCCAUCAAGGGCGAAAGGUAUACAUGUAGACUUAUGCCAAUUCAUGUCAGAGCAGAUGAUGUUUUAAGUUGGAACGAGAAGAGCCAAUCUGAACACUCCCACUUAGGCUUUAAGGCUUAGCUGUUUCCUAAUUGAGUCAGAAUCGUUCAGAAACGUUAUCAAUUAGAAGUCAGACAAAAGUUAGAGUUUUCCUCGUGGAACAAAAGAUUUUAUUUCUUCGGCAGAUGUUAAGAUUGAGACCAAAAUGUUAAGUGCAACAUGAUGAGGUCAAGAAAGUCAUGUGACUGGAAAAAGACCUGUUUGUUACGUACAACUCACUCGGAAUGGAUUAGUGAAAUUCACAUCGGUCGAAAUGAAAUGUUAUAUUGUUAUGAAAUAUUUAAUAAUGAUUGGUGUCAGUCAUUGACCAGAAAAUCAUUGGAUUCCUUGAUUGGAAUUUCCAGCUCCAAUGUAAGCUAAAAACGAAACAGAUAAAUGUAAGGUGGUUGAAAAUCCAAACUGGCAGGAGGCAGAUCUCUUGGCUAUUUGCCGAGCGCAGCUUGAAAGGCAACUCUAUUGGUACAUACGAUGAAGUAAUUGUGGUGAAUAUCAACAAGAACCAAGACUAGAUAGCUCGUCCUCAGAAAUUCACACUACAAAAAUAGAAGGACCUAGAGUACAUGGAACAUUUUUUUUUUCACUUCAAUUUUUUACUUUGUUCCCUGACAGAUUACUCUGGGAAAGACCCUUAGAGAACAGGGGUUGGCAGCAGAUUGUAAUAUUCACGCCCAUUUCUCGUUAUGCGGAGGUAAGUUGCAAACAUGACUUCUUUCAUGCUUACUUUGGUUUCUCUGUUUGCUGUCGCAUUGCUCAGAGAAAAAUUCGGAUGUGGAGUCGUUUUUCUCAGCAGGAUUUUUUUAUUUCUGUAGGUAUGGAGAAAAAGGAAAGUUCCCAACCCAACAAAGGAAAAGAGCAGAACAAUAAAGGUAUUCAGUUGUGUGAUGCGAUUUUCGGCUUAAGGGUAGCCCUAAAAGAGACCAAACAGCAAAACAAUGCACAAUAAUGGAUAAGAAACGACCAGCAUGCUAGUAUCUCCUGUGAGUUGUACAUUUGUUUUUUAGACCCACAAAAGUGGACAAAGGAGCAAGUGGGAAAGUGGAUUACUGGAGUUUGUGACCUUUGUGAUAUCGACGAAGCUGAAGUUUCUAUGUUCAAGACGCUUUCAGGAGCCGAGCUCAGCAAUUUGAGCAGUGAGGACUGGACAGAAAGGUCACCCAGUCAAGGUGACAUGCUUUUUACCAUGUGGAGAAAACGGCUAAAAACUUUACACGCGAGACCAAGAAUGACUGAUGGUACCUCAAAAACCACUCCUCAAGCCUCAACGACAAACGGUAUGUUCUUAGAACGUCGAUAACUUAAAUUCAUGUGUCAUAACCUAUCAAUAAACUUUUUCGCUGUGGUAUAUAAAUUCAAUUAGAGGUCGAGAUUUGCCAUUUCUCUCUUCCUUGUUCGUUUAUCAGAUUCAGCGAUGUUUUCCCCUGUUUCUUUUUUCUAUCCAAAUAAAGAUCUUGGACAUUUUUUACAUAUUAUAUGUCUACUCAAUUUAAUAUGGACGUAUAAAUCCACGUAUAGGUGUUUCAGACAGAGAAGAAACUGAGGGCUUCGUGCACCCCUAUUUACCAUAUCGUGGUAGAGGUGGUCUACUCCUGGAUUAAUUCAUGGAAUAUUCGAAUUUAACUAGGUUGCUAUAACUUUAAGCAAAUCAUGCCGUUUCAAGACUCGUGCGCGUGUUCCGUUGAACACUGUGGAACAUGAGAGUUGGAAAAGGGAGAACUAAACAUUCACAAGACCUACAAUUACUUUUAAUGUAGGUGCUACAAAACGACGAUUGGGAGUGUUUCCCCUGCAGUAACAUUCAAUUUUUUUUUGUAGGUGCCAUAGAUGAAAAGGCUAGCGAUGUAUCAGUUGGGAACUCACUGAGGAAUUCUCUUUCGAGAAACACCUCCACUGGUAGUGAGCAACUUCCAAUACCCUCAGCUCGCAGUUCUGAAAAGAGGUGAUUGUUGACAAUAAGGAGUAUUUUCUCGGAAAUGAACACCAAAGGGACCAUCGUACCAGUUUAUUGAAUUUACUUUAAUUUUUCCAUAACAAAUUAACUGUAUACAGUAUUUACAACAUCUAACAUAGGGAAGUAUGUCAAUUUGGUUCCAGCUUAUUUGUUAAAUACGGAAGGUGUAUGAUUCGUUGCAUCUACAUAUCCUUUAUAGCGCCGCUGACAAUAUACCUAGGGCGCAGUUUCCCAAGCCAUGUGCGUUGCUUGAACAGCACUUGCAGUUUUUUCUUGUUUUUUUCUUGCAGUUUUUGCCGAGUUAUUUUUAGCGAGCCGUUUUUGCCGAGUUAUUUUUAGCUGGCCCCUACAGAAGGAUAAAUUCGUCUUAUAUAUAUUUUUUUUGCUUUGCAGUGUUUUGAGCACGCAAGGUCCGUUUGGGACUGUUGAGAAUAUCGACAAAAUCGAAUUUUAUCUCAGCGCUGACGAAUUAUCCAGACAGCCACCAGCUGAUGGAGCACUGAUCUCUGCCAGAGGACUGUGCUCCUCCACACCACGAAAUCUUGGCGGUGCAGGCACUGUGUUGCUCAGGAAUAGUCCUGUAGAAGGUGGGACAUUCCUCGAACUUAAAGUGGAUAUUAGAGCUUGCCCUGAGUCUACUGUUCUGACCAAGCACAUCAUUUCAACAAUUCUUAAUCUGAAACUCGGCGAAGAGUUGUUUGUGAAAGGAAGAAUAGAGCGUCUUGAUAAAGGACUUAAAUCAAUGAAGAAAGGCUUCGAAAUUCUACCUUUCAAGAUAAUCGUUGAUUCGGAUCAACAUGCAGCGUUUAGACAGGAACGUAAACUGCAGUGUUCGUAUUUACGCCAACUGUCUUCGCCAUGGCCAACCCUUUGCGGAAUUUUCCAGGCCGAAGGGUCAACACAAGAGCCCAUUUUUCAAAAUGAUACCUUAGAGAUUACACGGGGUAUUCUGUAUUGCUCUCCAGAUGCAUCCCUAGAUAAAACAAAAGAAAGUGCAGUGGCGCUGAAAAACAGUCAAACCGGGGAUAUUUUUGUGGGUGUGAGCGAUCAGGGAAUUGUUCUUGGUUGUAAAGUGUCUCGGAAUGACAUAAUUCCGAGGAGAGAGAAGAUAGUCAGAGCCUUGAGUGGAAUAUUGCCAAAUGUAGACCACCCUAUUACCGUUUGUACAACCGCCGCGCAAGCGCAUGAACUUGUUGAAAAAGAGAAAGACUUUGUGGCUGCUAUGUGGAUACCGAGCGACAGGUGUAGUUCGAUGGAUGAUUUAGAAGAAAUGGAUGAAAUUUCUCUCUUGUUUCGUAUACACGUGCUAAAGGGGUCGUCAGUGGUAAGCUUUGCAAAAGCAGAACAUACACAUGCGUAUGUACGGGUCGGUGCCGAGAAAAAACUAAUGACAGAUUAUGAAGACUUGUUUAACCGUCUUGAGUCACUUGCAAGUCGUAACAUCCCCAAGAAAACGCCUGAAGCUAUAGAUCAAGAAGUUAACAAAGCUUCCGUGUACCAGGUUAGUGAACAGAGUUACCACCUUUUCAAGAGGAUAAACUUUGAAACUGAAAAGACAGAAUUUAAAGCCAUCUACGGUGAGCCAAAGAAGAUAAUUCUGACUGAUUACGUGAAGAAAUACUCUGCCUCUUUUCUUAACUCUGACGGAGGUGAUAUCCUGUUCGGAAUAGAAGAGGAUCGAACUUCAAAGGCUGGUUAUACUGUAGGGGUGUCCAUUUCAGUAAAUGAUCGAAUAGAACUGGUCCAGGAAAGCAGCAAGACGGUUUGCAACUUUUGGCCUCCGGUCGAUAGCAGUCAGUUUUUCAUGAAAUUCAUCGAGGUGAAAUGCGAUAUCACCAAGAACGUGUUAAAGUACCCAGAUACCGACGCUGAAAAAAAGGGAACUUUCGUUGCAUUAGUUCUUGAAAGUAUGUCCAACGUUCAAAAACUAACGAAGUCUAUCACAUCAAAGAGAAGUCAAAUCUCACUUCUUCGCUUGUCAAACAAUCGUUUUGGGUUAUUAACAAAAGAUUCAAGUAAAGUGAACGUAGAGGACUUCUUGUCUGAGAUGAAUACGGAGAGUUCCAGGACUAACUAUUUUAGAUUACAAAUGGCUUCGUUUGAAGAAAUAGGGGCGGCAGUGGGAAAUUUGUGCGUCGUUCAUCUUCAUGUUAGUAAAUCGCCAUACCCCAUUCAUCUCACAAGUCCACUCUACACGUUUUGUUUGGAUAGAAAGGGAAUGGUUGCGGAAAUGGACCCCGACCAACUAAUUGAAAGAUUUACGAGUAGAGAUUACCAAUAUGAGCCUGAUGAAUUCUUCAAUGUUGUGAACGAGUUUGAGAAAGUGAACACGUCGUAUGUUCUGGUAUGCUCACCGUUUUCUCUCCCAAGGCAGGAGCGUGAUCUGUAUGGUGCAGUAGUCCCUGAAUGGGCCUUGGUGCUGGAUUUUGAUCAAACCCCAAAUGAGGAUGGCCAUUUACUGAACAUCUUCAAGCCUCUUCAUGACCUCCACCGAGUGGAAAGAAAUCUUUUCGUAAAAACUCCACUUGAUCGAAAGCUCGAAAUAAAUCCAAGAAAUGGCGUUUGUUGGUGUGCAGUGAGAGGGUACGAGGAAAUCAAUAAAACUCUUUCCACAGGUGGACAUGCUUCUUGGAUGUCCACCCAUGGCCACAAGAUGAGAAUUCUUAUUGAUCACCUUAUAACUCAUAUAAACCCAAAUCAGUUGGUGGUUUUGUGUCUGUGGGCUGACGGUCACAGAGAGUUGCUCCCUUCCCUUGACUUCAUUUUGCAGUACAUCUUUUCUUGUUGGGGUCCCACCAAAGUAGUCUUUGUCUGCUCUGACUCGUCUACGAAAUCUGAAAUCUUGUCAGGACUCGUAGAACCGCUAGAAAGAGCCGGUUUCGGAGUGAAGCGGGAUAAUAUUUUCAUUGCACUGCCACAUGAAAUGGCACGGCACAUUGGGGCUAAACUUCCUCCACCCUACCGCUCAGAGGAUGAAUUCCAGAUUCCACGGAAAUUCCAUCUUCCAGACGGCGGCGAAAGAACUAUUCCAGAUACUUUGCCUCAAACAAUUAGACAGGCGGUUAAAGGCCAUUUACAGAUCAUGUAUCAAAACACCGGAAACGCCCUUCAGUUAAAGCCAGACGAUGAGGACGAAGUCCGGCUCAAGUUUUAUUCUGGUUCCGAAAUCGAUGAGACAGGUCUUGCUACUGGAAUUGCUAUAGAGAGAGAAAAAAUGAAAGUGUUGAAAAGAGAACUCAAAUCAUUUUUGAACGACAAAAAGUCGCAUGUCUGCUUGACUAUUCUCAAAGCGGAGAGAGGUGCUGGUGCAACGACCCUUUGUCUACAGCUCUUGUUUGAAUACCGCAAGCAGUACGUUUGUGCUAGAUUACUGGAAUUCCACGACAGCCUUACUGCCAACAUAGAGAAGAUUAAUCAGUAUUCUCGACUUCCAGUCAUUCUAUUGGUCGAUAGCGAAAUGGUAUAUCUACCAGAGUUCAAUGAUUUCAAGAAUGAUGCAGAAAAGAGGAACCUAAACUUGAAGUUACUAGUAGUUGAGUCUGAUGCGUUGUUCAGCCAACAAGCAAGCUCACCUCGAAGGAAGCAACCUAUUCCAUAUUUCGUUGGGUCAACACCUUAUAAGACAGUUGAACUAAGCCGCGAACUGACGUUGGAUGAAUUGCCACAGUUGAUUGAGCAAUUUCUAAAGAUCAGGGAAAUUCCCGAGGAGAAAAAGAGGAAGCUAAAAGAGCUUAAAGAUAGGGUAUCACGGGACUACACCUUACGUAAAUUUGCAUACUUUAGUCUCACAGCUUUUGGUAGAAAGUAUGCUGGUAUACGAAGUUACGUAACAUAUCGCUUACGCCAGACAAAUGAAUUACAACUCCAAAUUCUAGAGUUCCUGGCCCUCACACACGUAUUUACCGAUUUCUUGUUUCCGGUGAACGCCUUGGCGCGUUUGGCCGACAGGGACGUUGUUAUGCUCGAGAGCAUUUUCAGCAACGAUGAUGUAAGGGAGUUGUUGAGCCCGCCAUCACCGGCUGAGUUCAAUCUUAGAAGAAUUUCCUUUGUUGAAGUUGCAGAGGAACUUCUUCAGCAACAAGCCAAGUCGCUUGAGAUGCGCCAUACUCUUUAUCUUAAAGAUGUUGCCCUUCGAUUGGCAAAGGAUGCCUUGACGGAUCCACGACCAAGCAGGAUGAUUGAUCGUAUCACUAGACGAUUGUACGUCACCAGUGAGUAUGGAAGUGAGAAAUUCUCACCACUUGUGCGAUACCUGAGGGACAAAGAUCCUGAUGUAGCUCGUGACAUGUUACAUGAGUUGAUUGAAGUUUUUGACAAAGGUUCCAGUGUCUGGGCUCAUCUUUUGGCUCACUUAUCAAAAUAUUACAUGAUCCAGUACGUCGAUUUCCUUAGUGCCAUUCCUCUUAUCGAAGAAGCAGUGAGGGAAAACAAAGAUGACGUACUACUUCAUCACAUUCAUGGAGAUGUAAUUCGCUUACACAUACAAAACCUUAAAGAUCAGCUUGAAUUUUCUAUGGAAGAAGUCGUCCGCUUUGCAGUUCAGAGCAGUCAUUGUUUCGUGACCGUAAAGGAUAAAAGACCGCUGAUGGAACAUGGUUAUUCUUCAGAUGCUUUGGUUAGAAAAGUAGUCAUGCUUGCAGCAAUUAAAUCUGUUGGCGGCUCGCAUUUUGUGGACUUCCUCAAGGAUUUUCUAAAUAAAAGAAAAGAGAAGGAUACAUUAACAGCUCUCACUAUAGAGGACAAAUAUGUCCUGGCUUUGGUACCGGAGUCAUUUGCUAAUCUCCGAGCAGUACCAAUCAACGAAUUCAGUGAAAAUCUGAAAGACAGUUUUUUGAAAUAUUUAGGAGACCUCGAUGACCUAACAUCAGUUUGCGAAGAUCUCAAAAAAGUAUCCAAAGGUACCAAUGACGAAGCCUGGGUGGAUUUAGUUGUUCUCAAAACUACCUCAUUAGUGUGUUCGCUGGAAGUUGAAAGAAAACAACUUGACCCAGAAGAAGCUGACGAAAAAAUAAAAAGUCUGGAAGACCUGUUGAGGAACACCAAUCAUGACGAGGAUUCAGUUAAAAUCUGGAUUAGGUGUGCGAGGCUUGGCUCUAAAGUUCCAAGUUUAAAAUCGGUAAGGAGCACAGUGAAUGAGUGGUUGAAAGCAACUGGAAAGAGAUCCCCAAAUGCCCUGUUUUACAAGUAAGUGGCUACUCGCAGGUAUAAUUACACUGAUUUAAGAAAUUUUGUGUUUUUUUUUAGCAGUGCUUGUUUCUAAUCUUCAGAUUUUAUUUACAAAUUCUGUGUGACUAAUGACUCAUGUGUAACAGUCACGUGCUCAACAAAAGUUUGAGAAAGCUCAUGCAUAAUUCAUUACAUGCACGGACGUAAAUUGCAACGAAUUGCUGAUUGAUUUUACUUUCGUUGCACUGGAUUUGCUGUUUUAUUUAGUUUCCUACUGAUGAAGUCUGAGAUUAAAAUAGUUGUAUGUAGUUGUAGAUUUCCUGUGGUAAUGUUCAAGUUCUAUGAUUUUACAUAUUUACAUUUACAUAUUUAUAAAAGUGUAGAUCGCAGCUCAGAUCAUGUUGUAUGGAUUAACUUUACUUCACUUUCCAGCUAUGUUGUCGCAAUUUUGGAAGCCUUAAGUGACCCAGAUGAUCCAGAGAAAAUGACCAGAGCUGACGAAAGUGUCAGACAGUUGCUUCGGAGGAGAAAGUCGCCAAAGUCCGCCGGCGUUUCAUUGGACCCCACUGUACCAGUAGAAUGGCUUCAUCCAAAGGAUGGUCGACACAUUAAUUCCUUGGAUUCACUUCUAUAUCACGAAGACCUGGUGAGAGAUUACUUGCAAGGUAAAACACCUCAAAAGCAAAAGCGAGCUGGAAAAGAAAUAAUAGAAAAAGCAUUGUUUGAAAAGGACAUCAGUAAAUGGGAAGGGGUCGUCAGUGACAUAUCCUCUGAUUGGAAAGGAGUGAUUACUUUGAAAAAGCGCAUCUACGUACCUUUUGUGCCGGUUAAUGUUUCGCCCCACAUGCCAAAUGAGGGAGACGUCGUAAGGUUUUGCCUCGCCUUUCAUUGGACGGGUCCGUGUGCCUGGUAUGUCGUUUGUCAACCUGGAGUUGCCAAAGCUCAGAAAGCGGCUGCACGUUCCACGAUCAGGUUUCUAGAAGAGGAUGAUACCAAUAGCGAAACAAGUGACAAGGACGACGAAGACAGUCUUCUGCCUCUAGUUGGAGAAUCUCUUCACAUGCAAACAGUUCGACCUCAAAAGACCGUUGCAGUCACCGAAGACAAUGAAGGUUACCAGUGGAGUAAUUACCUAGACUGUGAAAGACAAGGGAUCAUUUCCCAUGUCUCUCGUAGUAACGGAUACGGGUUCAUUCAUCAUCCAGAUUUUAAAGAAUAUCUCUUCUUUCAUAAAAAGCAGAUAGUUCCUCCAGUGGAAAAUCUCAGCUCCAUAGAGGACUAUUCAGUGGUUUUGUUUACGGUUGGUAAAACGGAAAGAGGACUUCGAGCGAUGAACAUUAGAACAGUGGUAUGUUAUUUCAAACUCUUUAUUUCAUACCGUUGUGUUAAACUCAGUAUGAUUUACGGCUCGAAGGAUGAGUUGUACCAGAUGCCAAUAAGAGAGAACUUGAAAGGGCUGGUGACACUUAAAGCAAACAUUCAUUUGGAUGCUCCAUAAAUCCAAUAAAAUUAAUUCUCAUUCGUCGAAAUUCACCGUUAUCAGAUCUACUGGUUUUGGGAGAUUCUGGUCAGUGCUCCCAAACGUCUCCUGUCGACUUUUCGUUUCCUUAGAGGCAUGUGACCAACGCUCAGAGUUUACGCGCCAUCGUGGCCAUACACUCUAGACCUGGAGUAGCCACGGUGCAAAUAGAGCUUAUAGGAAGGGUCCACGUGUCGGUUAACCAUUGAAAGAAACGAGGCGAUAUACUUUCAAUUUCGACCUCUGUUCACUUUAGAACCGUUGAAUAAUAUAAUCUCUCUAAGGAUUUUGUUGCUUUCAGUCCCAACUUGAUUGAAAAUAGAUCCCAUCCUUGACGUUUCCGUCAUUCUUUGUAACUAAACCAGCCCUCUUUCAUGGCCACAGAAGCCACACAGGAGGGGAAGGGGUAAAUCAAGGCUGAUAAAUAUGUGACUUAUAAAUUUGUCUCUCUAUCUAUGCUUCGUCGUCAUAUACAAUCCAAAACAAACCUCAACAGAUGAAUCCUCAGGUAUAUUUGAUUUUGACUUUGCAGGAAGAAAAAGAUUUUGACUCACAGUUGAAAAGCUGUCGUGAAGAAUUGCGCAAAGCCGAGCACCCGAAGAAAACGCCUUUAUCUGCAUCAGCAGUUCCCCGACGGUUUGUUUUGUAACUUUACCUUAUGUCUUCUUUGAGAUCUUUCACAAAUGGAGGCUAUAGCUUCCUGAAGCGGCUGGAAUCCUUUUUAAUCAAAACCUUGUUUUUGCGGAAAAGGAGGUGUACUAUCUUGUGUAGUUACAAGGGUACCGAAACUUCUUUGCCUGGGCCAGCUUGCCUCAACUGAACGGUAUUCAAAAUUACCGUGACCAGAACUUAAAAAUUUUACUUAUUUUCAAGUAAAUAAACAUUUAAAAAUGUUAAUUGAUCUUGUAUAUAUACUUCUGUUUACCCAUAUAUGACUUAUUCAUGUAUUCGAGUAUUCAGUUAUUAAAACCAAGCUUAAAUGUCACUGGUUAAUUCAUUCAGAGAGUGCACUGCGUGUGUCAUAGCUGAAGCUAAAGAAUACUACACGUGAUCUAGGGUUUUCCAUUGUUAUGACUCUCUUUAUAAGCAUCAUUCUCUCCAUAUUUUCCCUAUAUAUUUUAUACAAUUUUGUUAUAUUCAUAAAACCUACUCAAAAGCAUUGCAGCAUAAAGAUCAUUGGAAUUGUUUAUUAUUAUUAUUAUUAUUAUUAUUAUUAUUAUGAUGAUGAUGAUUAUGAUGAUGAUGAUGAUAAUUGUUAUGAUUCAGCUCUGAAAAAGUGGUGCCGAAGACACUAAGGGACUUUUACGAAUUGGGGUCUCGCCCAGAGGGACAUGUAUGCGAAGUAAAAGUUCCACCUCGUUACAAAACAGUUCGUGGGUUUAUAGCGGUACCAUCAACUUCAGAACGGUUGUACUUUGAAGAAUUGCUGUCUGGUAUCCCAAAGAAAAAGGCUGGCAAUAUUCAGUUGAAAACAAUUGUCCAGUUCAGAGUGGCUAAGAAUAAGCAUGGCUUCUUCGCAAAGGAUCUUUUCAUUAAGGUAAGAUUGUAAUUGCUUAAGCCGAGCAAAAAACGCAUGGUCUGUCCUUAGGGCGCAAAUUAAUUUGUAAAAUGCACACUGCUGAAACGUAAAUGGAUUUUUUCCCCCUACAGCUGCCUGAAAGUAAGACAGUCCAAUGUAGAUGUGGUUGGGAAGAUCGUAUUGACAAGGGAAUACAGGAAGGGUUUAUUGGUUUUCUAAAACCUGGAGGUCGCUAUGGUUUUAUAACUAAGACAUACGCCAGAGAACGGAACCCUACAGGAAUCUACUUUAACGAGUCACACUUACGAGGAUACUCGUUUGGGCAGUUACAGUUCGGCGACAGAGUGCACUUUGUUGUUGGUCAGAAUGAUAAAGGAGGAUGUGUUGCCGAACAGAUUGAUGUUUUACGUGAGAAAAAUCAAUUUCCUGCAGUCUCGCAGGUAUAGUUAUCUUACUUUUUUUUACCUUCGCAGAAUUACGGGUGCAACCGGAUAUCACAAAUGCAAUAAAAUACAUGCAAAAAAUUUAUCCAUGUUCAUUGGCCAAUUACUGGUCAAUUGACCCCAAAACUGAUAGAAAGUUAAAUUACGUAAGUAAUAUAAACUUCAUAAAUUAUAUAUUAAGUUAGUUCAGCUAUUCACGCAUUUUGAUUGGUUAUUACAUAUGAACCAUCAAAGAAUAGACGCAUCGAUGUCUAUAUAUUUACUACACUGUGACGAGGCUAAAAUGUAUUUCUUUUAAUUUUUUUCCAGGGAAAUUAUCCUUCUGGUUUACCUGAUCCGCGCUUGUUUCCCAGAAAUCCCCACGAUAUGUUUUUGCACGGUCAGCCAAGUCUUGGACAAUAUAGCCCCCUUUCCCCGCCCUUCGAUCCAAAUGCGUAAGUAUUUUUAUCAUCUCUUUUUUCAAGGUGGUCCUUAAUUAUGUGAAACGGAUCUUAAAUAUGCAUUUUAGCCGUUAUGACUAAGGUCGUUUAAAUUUGUGGGGUGGUUUUGCCAGUUUUAUCCGUUCGAUGAAAGGCGUUAUCUCUCACCAUCCACCCCUCCGUUUUACUACCAGGAGUAAUUUUAGGUAAUUUUCCCUUUCGGAAGCGGCGGGUCCCUUGUACAGUUUCUAUCCACCCUGGCUUUAAAUGUGGCCAAAACAGCCACCUAUCGUUGCCAGAUUAUUAGUAGCAUACUAAUCUAAUUGCCCAGAAAAUUUUAUAAUAGUUGUUAUUACGAGAUAACAGUUUACUAUUCUUUUUCUUGUUUUCUCCCCUGGGGUUUCGCUUCUUUGUUCGCUCUCCUCCGAUGACACUUGUGACAAUGAGUACAGGCGGGACGGCUGUUCGGUUGACUUGAUACGGGAGCGACGGAGCUUGUAUGCUCUAGCUGAAAUUGCGGUACAUGCAGCGACAAAAAUUACAAAACAAUAAAGUUUAUGACUGAUAAACCAAGGGCGACAAACGCAAUGUAUCCGACGUAGUUAGUUACUGUCGUUUCCUGUAUCAGGCUAUCUCCUUUCAAUCGCUCUGACGAAGGGCUAACGCUCGAAACGUCAGCUUUUUUACCCUUUACGGUGGCUGAUUUACGUUUUCAAUUCAGUUGUUAAUACUAAAUUACCUGCUAUCUCCUUUCUGUAUGGUUGAGUUAAUGUCAUCUUAGUAGAUAAGUGCUAAUUGAUACUCUAAAAACUUGCUCUGGAGUUUGUUAAUUCAAACGGCAUGACAAAAAAAUCAUAAAGACCAUUUUGUGUAACGAAAGCCGUUUCCUCACGAGCGGAAGAGUACAUCUCUAUUUGUCAGAAACCGGCUGAUUUCAUGUCUACUGUACUGAAAACUUUGGUACCGCUCACAGGCGGCCCAAGCUCCGGCUGUGAGAUGAUCAUUUUGCGAAAUACGAGUCGUGGUGAAGUUAAAGUAUGUCCCUUUUCAUCUCAAUAGUAACGGAUUGCGUCGCCAAAACGAGUACGAAAACCCCUCGAUUGAGGUGGUCGAUAAUUACGCUGACUAGUUGGGGGUCUAGAAUUUCCCAUCGGUUCUUUAAAUCCUCUUGGAUAAUUUGUUUCAUAUUUGACCUCCUUACAUGGGCUUCUUUGCUCUACAGCACUUAUUGACUUCUCUACACUACACUUAGUCACUCUAGCAUACCUCCUUAAGUAUUCCAUUAAUAAACAAGUUUGGGUUAUGGGCCGGUUGGUUUUGGGGAAUUAAGACACUUGGUAAACUUGCUAACCCAAAUAAUUCCACAAGAAUAAUAGAAUGAACAAUAAAGCACUCAAUGAUUUAAACAAAAUAAAAGCCAAUCACUGAAAACAAAAACCAAAUGAGGAUCUCGGUUGUUAGUCCAGACCAAUGCUGCGAGACAAACCCAAACAGGAACACCAUUGACAAACAAGGAAAAAGUACAAAAAGACAAUAGCUAGAUGUUCGGUCUCGCCAACUUUAGAAUCAACUAAACUAUUCAAGUUUUCAGACCACUGGACACAACAUACAAUAAUCAGGAAACUUCGCAUGAAAAAUGUACUAUCUCUAACGAUCAACUCCAAAAACAGGUAGUAAAAUAUUGGAAAUCGAAAAGGCGAAUGGGUAAUAACGGUAGAAGUGGAGCAUUUAAAUCCACGUAGACAAAAGGUCUUUCCUCACUUAUAAUCAUUCGAAUCUAUCUUACUCUCUUCGUAUUCAAAUGAACAGGUUAGUACAAUGUUAAGCUGUUAGUUAUAAGUGUAUCUUAUGACCCUCUCUAUGCCAUGAUUUCAGAAUGCCUUGUCAUCCUCUGCAAGACCCUGGUCGACACGCCGAUGGAGGCUUUCAACAAGUAAAUUACAAAAGACGGAAACGUUAAGAUGUACUGCAGAUGUCACUAUAAGAUGGAAGAAGUCGUUAUUUAUCAUUGAAAGCCAUUUUGAAUAUGUACUCCUCGACCCAAAGUCUUUGGUAACAACGAGGAUACUAAAUUAUUCAAAGCAAGUUCUCCCUGUAAUCGGAUAGAUAGAGUGGCUGACAUUUCAAGGCGUAAUUUCAUAUUCACUCACUGGAAAAAAACUGUCUCAAAGUAUAACAUAUGACAUACGGUACCAAAUUUCGUACUACUGGGAUAUUUUUCCGAAGAAAAGAUCAAUUGAAAUUCGACCCUGUUUUAUGUACUAAGGUUAUCCUAGUAUUUUUAAUUCUCAAAAGAACUCAUUUAUAUAUAUUAGAUACAAUUGUUAGUAGUAUUGGUAGUCAUGUCAGUGUUUACCACUACUUAGAGAAAUAAUUACUGUUUCGAUAAUUUCGAGUCUUUUCGACCUGUGGGGUCAAUGAGAAAAGGACCCUCGGUCCGUCUGAUGAUUAAAUUUCGUUUUAUGUCUCUAAGCAAUGGACUGGUAUCUGAUACACCAAGAUACAUAAUACGAUUUGAGAUUAUUUACACUGUUACUAUAUUCGUAGAUGUUUGUUCGGCACCAUUUCCUUUCCCC
Molecule: messenger RNA, 13906 nt
Organism: Pocillopora meandrina
Lineage: Eukaryota; Metazoa; Cnidaria; Anthozoa; Scleractinia; Pocilloporidae
Source: the annotation of a GenBank genome assembly